Messenger RNA from Dermochelys coriacea (leatherback sea turtle), 2259 nucleotides. RefSeq names its product amiloride-sensitive sodium channel subunit beta. Gene Ontology annotation, biological process: sodium ion transmembrane transport. NCBI's taxonomy places the organism in Eukaryota, Metazoa, Chordata, Testudines, Dermochelyidae. The transcript is spliced from 14 exons. Gene Ontology annotation, cellular component: membrane. Gene Ontology annotation, molecular function: ligand-gated sodium channel activity. The record is from RefSeq and is a predicted model, not a curated record. The coding region runs from base 115 to 2088 and encodes 657 amino acids.
GUGACGCGCGCGGGCGGCUCGCGCCCCGAAUCCGCGCCCGGCGCGCGCUCCGGCUCGUGCCCGCGCCUGGACGGAGCCGAGCCGCCCGCAUCCUCCCGGCAGCCAGGCAUUACAAUGAACUUUAAAAGAUAUUUCAUUAGAGUGCUGCAUCGUCUCCAGAAGGGGCCGGGAUACACAUACAAAGAGCUGCUGGUCUGGUACUGCGAUAACACCAACACGCAUGGACCCAAGCGCAUCAUCCGAGAGGGGCCAAAGAAAAAAGUCAUCUGGUUUUUCCUGACUCUGCUCUUCGCAUCUCUCGUCUUCUGGCAAUGGGGGAUCCUCAUUGGCACAUACCUCUCCUACAGUGUCAGUUCAUCUCUCUCUAUAGGGUUUAAGACCAUGAAGUUCCCAGCAGUCACAGUCUGUAAUGCCAGCCCCUACAAAUACUCCAAGGUGAGGCAUCUAUUGAAAGAGUUGGAUGCGCUCACUGAGGCAGCCCUGGAAAGGAUCCUGCAGUCCAAGCUUGGGGACGCAAUCUCAGCUCCCCCACUAAACUCCAGUGAGACUGUUUAUCAGAGGUUAGACCUGAAGCUCUGGAACCAAAUCCCCUUGGUUCUGAUUGACGAGAGUGACCCAGACCAUCCCGUCAUUAUCGAUCUCUUUGAGACCGACCAAAGCGGCUCAGGAGCCCGACCCAACAAUUCCUCUCCCGCCCUGUCCAACGUGACGUCAGAAGCACAGAAACACAAAGUGGCAGUGAAGCUGUGCCACCACAAGGACACCCCCCAGUGCAUCUACAGGAACUUCACCAGCGCAGCCCAAGCAGUGACAGAAUGGUACAUUCUACAGUCCACUAGCAUCCUCUCUAAAGUCCCGCUGCAAGAGAGGAUCAGGAUGGGCUACCAGCCAGAGGACAUGAUCCUAGCAUGUCUGUAUGGGGCAGAGCCCUGCAGCUACAGAAAUUUCACCCAGAUCUAUCAUCCUGACCAUGGCAACUGCUACAUCUUUAACUGGGGCAUGGGUGAGGAAGCCAUGAUUUCUUCCAACCCAGGAGCAGAGUUUGGGCUGAAGUUAAUUCUGGACAUCAGCCAACGAGACUACAUUCCCUACCUCACAUCUACUGCUGGGGCCAGGCUUAUGCUGCAUGAGCAGAAGAGUUUUCCGUUUCUUAAAGACCAAGGCAUCUAUGCCAUGUCUGGGACAGAAACUUCUAUUGGUGUAUUAGUGGAUGAACUUGAGCGGAUGGGUUAUCCCUACAGCGACUGUACUAUGAAUGGGUCAGAUGUCCCUGUAAAAAAUCUUUAUAACGAAUAUAACACCUCCUACUCCAUACAGGCUUGUUUGCGCUCCUGUUUCCAAGCUCAGAUGUUCGAAAAUUGUGGGUGUGGUCACUAUCUGUUUCCUUUACCUGAAGGGGUAAAUUAUUGUAACAGUGAAGUUGAUCCAGACUGGGCAUAUUGCUAUUCUUCACUGAGAGCAAGUAUAAGACACAGGCAGUUUUGUAUUGACUCUUGUAAGGAAACAUGCAAUGACACUCAGUACAAGAUGACCAUAUCAAUGGCAGACUGGCCAUCUGAGGCUUCUGAGGACUGGAUUUUCCAUAUUUUGUCCUAUGAAAGAGAUCUGUCGACAAAUGUGACUCUGGACAGAAAUGGGAUCAUCAAGCUAAAUAUUUACUUUCAAGAGUAUAACUACAGAACCAUCUCGGAAUCUGCGGCUACAACUAUUGUGUGGCUCCUGUCAAGCCUGGGAGGCCAGUUUGGGUUCUGGAUGGGGGGCUCGGUACUGUGCCUCAUUGAAUUUGGAGAAAUCAUCAUUGACUUUCUGUGGAUCACCAUAAUUAACAUCAUCAGUUGGGGCAAAGGCCUGAAGCAGAAACGAGCCUGGGCCCAGUACCCAGACACGCCUCCGACCGUGUCAGAGCUGGUGGAGGCUCACAUCAAUCUUGGGUUCCAACAUGAGGACAUCAUCACCCACCCCCGUGAGGAAGUUCCUCCCCCUGGAGCACUCCCACCAGAGCCAGGCACCCCACCACCCAAUUACGACUCACUGCGUGUAAACCCACUUGCUAUCAUUGACUCGGACAGCGAUGCAGAGGCCAGUUAAGCAGCACAGAAUACCGCACCGCAUUUGGCCUCUGAGGACUGGCUUGCUCUGGCUUGACAUGACCCUUGUAAUUCACUCUGCACCAUGCUCUGCUCUUUAGGAAAGCUGCAGGGGAUACUCUGCCAUGUACAUUGGUCAAACUGGACAGUCUCUACGUAAAAGAAUGAAUGG